AUGGAGAAAAUUUCGGAAUCAACCUCGGGUGCUGAUCAGUCACCUCCUUCUUACGGUUCUUCGUUAAAAGAAGAUGAAUUUAGAGCUUACAGUUUCGAAAAGAGUGAAAAGGAGCAACAGCCCUUUAUGCAAGACCAUAUUGAGGAUAGUAACCUGAGUACAUCGCCGCCAAAGACUGACGAACUUACACAGGAAGAACUGGAUCAUAUCGCAUACAUACAAAACGCCGAGGAUGCGACUACAAGAAUUGCCGAAGAAAUUACUGAAAUCAAAAGCCCAGCGGAACAUCCUGCGGAAUCACUGACACAAUCCGUACUUACUCAAGAAGAAUUAGACCACAUUGCGUACAUACAAAAGUUGGCAGAACAAUCGUCAUUUGAGACUAUAACGAUGCAAAAACCUGCAUCGGAU
Molecule: messenger RNA, 411 nt
Organism: Cylicostephanus goldi
Lineage: Eukaryota; Metazoa; Nematoda; Chromadorea; Rhabditida; Strongylidae
Source: the annotation of a GenBank genome assembly